This is a messenger RNA of Rhinolophus ferrumequinum (greater horseshoe bat), 12626 nucleotides long. RefSeq names its product myosin IXA (gene MYO9A). Lineage: Eukaryota; Metazoa; Chordata; Mammalia; Chiroptera; Rhinolophidae. Gene Ontology annotation, biological process: intracellular signal transduction; positive regulation of GTPase activity. The coding region runs from base 458 to 8389 and encodes 2643 amino acids. The transcript is spliced from 44 exons. The record is from RefSeq and is a predicted model, not a curated record. Gene Ontology annotation, molecular function: ATP binding; GTPase activator activity; microfilament motor activity. Gene Ontology annotation, cellular component: myosin complex.
GCCGGAGCUGACUAGAGACCCGGCGGCGGUUGGUUGUGGCUGCUGAGAAUCUAUCCAGGACCUUAAGAGGCGGCGGCGGAGGCAUCCACGGCACCGGCAGAGGCGGCGACAACGCUUGAGGCGGCGGUCCAACGCGUGCUCUCUGGGCGGGGUGCGGCGGGGGAUGUGCCUGCCCAGGCCGGGCGGAGUCUCUCUGACAGGGCGGGGGAUGCGCGGCGGCCGCUCGCCCGUACCCUGAGGCAGCUGGGCCCACCCUGCCGGAACCGUCCGACCCUCGCUGGCCCCGGCCUCUGCUGACUCCUGCGGCCUGACCCUGGGGCCGAGGGUGGGAGGCAGUUUCCGCCUUAGAGGAGGGGGCUGUGGUGGCCACCGCGGCGGAGCCCGAGUUCUUUUGCCACGAAAAUGGUUUGCACCAUCUUGAACACGUACUAUCCAUGCUGAUGGGACAGGAUCCAAUAUGAAUGUAAAUGAUGGAGGAAGACGACGCUUUGAGGAUAAUGAACAUACAUUACAUAUAUAUCCCGGGAAAAUUUCAGAAGGGACAAUCUACUGUCCAAUUCCUGCCAGAAAAAAUUCCACAGCUGCUGAGGUGAUUGACUCUCUUAUAAAUAGACUUCAUCUUGACAAAACAAAAUGUUACGUUCUAGCAGAGGUAAAGGAAUUUGGUGGAGAAGAAUGGAUACUCAAUCCAACAGACUGUCCAGUUCAGCGAAUGAUGAUGUGGCCACGAAUGGCUCUGGAAAAUCGCCUGAGUGGCGAGGACUACCGCUUUCUUCUGAGAGAAAAAAACCUUGAUGGGUCAAUCCAUUAUGGUAGUCUUCAGUCAUGGCUGCAGGUAACAGAAGAACGGCGCAGGAUGAUGGAACGGGGUUUUCUUCCACAGCCUCAGCAGAAAGACUUUGAUGAUUUAUGUAGCUUACCUGAUUUGAAUGAGAAAACUCUCUUAGAAAACCUACGAAGUCGCUUCAAGCAUGAAAAAAUUUAUACCUAUGUUGGCAGUAUUCUAAUAGUUAUUAACCCGUUCAAGUUUCUUCCUAUUUAUAACCCCAUAUAUGUCAAAAUGUAUGAUAACCACCAAUUGGGAAAACUUGAGCCCCACAUUUAUGCUGUGGCUGAUGUGGCUUAUCAUGCCAUGCUUCAGCGCAAAAAGAAUCAGUGCAUCGUGAUUUCGGGAGAGAGUGGUUCUGGGAAGACCCAAAGCACAAACUUUCUUAUUCACCACCUUACUGCUCUCAGUCAGAAGGGAUUUGCCAGUGGCGUGGAACAAAUUAUUCUUGGAGCUGGACCAGUACUUGAGGCGUUUGGAAAUGCAAAGACAGCUCAUAAUAACAAUUCAAGUCGUUUUGGCAAGUUUAUUCAAGUAAAUUACCAAGAAACAGGCACUGUACUUGGUGCCUAUGUUGAAAAAUAUCUGCUGGAGAAGUCCAGACUCGUUUAUCAGGAGCAUAAUGAACGGAACUAUCAUGUAUUCUAUUACCUCCUGGCAGGAGCAAGUGAAGAAGAGAGAUUAGCAUUCCAUCUUAAACAACCAGAAGAAUAUCAUUAUCUCAAUCAGAUAACAAAGAAACCCCUCAGACAGAGCUGGGAUGAUUAUUGCUAUGACUCUGAGCCGGAUUGCUUCACAGUGGAGGGGGAAGAUUUGAAGCAUGAUUUUGAACGCUUACAACUGGCCAUGGAAAUGGUAGGAUUUCUUCCCAAGACACGAAGACAGAUUUUCUCUCUUCUCUCAGCAAUACUACAUUUGGGUAAUAUCUGUUAUAAAAAGAAGACAUACCGGGAUGACUCCAUAGACAUUUGUAAUCCUGAAGUUCUGCCUAUUGUCUCAGAAUUACUAGAAGUUAAAGAAGAGAUGCUAUUUGAAGCAUUAGUUACGAGGAAGACUGUGACAGUGGGAGAAAAGCUUAUUUUACCAUACAAGCUGGCAGAGGCCGUGACAGUGAGGAACUCCAUGGCCAAGUCUUUAUAUAGUGCCCUAUUUGACUGGAUAGUUUUUCGGAUUAAUCAUGCACUUCUGAAUAGUAAAGACUUGGAGCAAAACACCAAGACUUUGUCUAUUGGUGUUCUUGAUAUUUUUGGGUUUGAAGAUUAUGAAAAUAACAGCUUUGAGCAGUUCUGUAUUAAUUUUGCUAAUGAACGUUUACAACACUACUUUAAUCAGCAUAUCUUUAAAUUGGAGCAAGAGGAAUAUAGAACUGAAGGUAUCAGCUGGCACAAUAUAGAUUAUAUCGAUAACACCUGUUGCAUAAAUCUUAUCAGCAAGAAACCAACAGGACUGCUCCAUCUUCUGGAUGAAGAAAGCAACUUUCCACAGGCUACAAAUCAAACAUUGUUAGACAAAUUUAAGCAUCAACAUGAAGAGAAUUCUUACAUUGAAUUUCCAGCUGUGAUGGAGCCUGCUUUCAUCAUAAAGCACUAUGCCGGGAAAGUAAAAUACGGGGUAAAGGAUUUCCGGGAAAAAAAUACAGAUCAUAUGCGCCCUGACAUUGUAGCUCUUCUGAGAAGUAGCAAGAAUGCAUUUAUUUCUGGGAUGAUUGGAAUUGAUCCAGUAGCUGUUUUCCGAUGGGCAGUUCUCCGAGCUUUUUUCAGAGCCACAGUUGCUUUCAGGGAAGCUGGGAAAAGACACAUUCAGAGAAAAACUGGACAUGAUGAUACAGCGCCAUGUGCAAUUUUGAAAAGUAUGGAUAGUGUUAGCUUUCUCCAACACCCAGUCCACCAGAGGAGCUUAGAGAUUCUGCAGAGGUGCAAGGAAGAGAAGUACAGUAUAACCCGGAAAAAUCCCAGGACUCCUCUUUCUGAUCUCCAGGGCAUGAAUACUCUAAAUGAAAAACACCAACAUGAUGCAUUUGAUAUUGCCUGGAAUGGCAGAACUGGAAUUCGCCAGAGCAGACUAUCAAGUAGCACCUCCUUGCUUGACAAAGAGGGUAUAUUUGCUAAUUCAGCUAACAGCAAACUCUUGGAAAGAGCCCAUGGAAUUCUCACGAGAAACAAAAACUUGAAAUCCAAGCCUGGCCUUCCAAAGCACUUGCUAGAGGUAAAUUCUUUAAAGCACCUGACAAGACUGACCCUCCAGGAUCGUAUUACCAAGUCUCUUCUUCAUUUGCACAAGAAGAAGAAACCUCCCAGCAUCAGUGCCCAAUUUCAGGCCUCCUUAAACAAGCUGAUGGAGACACUUGGUCAGGCAGAACCAUAUUUUGUCAAAUGCAUUCGCUCUAACGCCGAAAAGCUGCCGUUGAGGUUCAAUGAUGCCUUGGUACUUCGACAGCUUCGAUAUACUGGGAUGCUGGAGACAGUGCGAAUUCGCCAGUCAGGAUACAGCUGCAAAUACUCUUUCCAGGAUUUUGUGAGCCACUUCCAUGUACUUCUUCCUCGAAAUAUUAUUCCAUCCAAAUUUAACAUCCAGAAUUUCUUCAGGAAAAUAAAUCUUAAUCCAGAUAAUUACCAAGUUGGAAAAUCCAUGGUGUUCCUGAAAGAGCAGGAACGGCAGCAUCUGCAGGAUCUGCUUCACCAAGAGGUGCUCCGCAGAAUCGUGCUGUUGCAGCGAUGGUUCCGGAGCCUGCUAUGCAGGCAGCAUUUCCUCCGUCUGAGACAGGCGUCCGUUAUUAUCCAGCAAUUCUGGAGGAAUUACCAGAAGCAAGUCAGAAAUGCAUCUGUGCAGAAAGAUGCUUUAGUUAAAGCUAGUGCAGCUACUCUCCUCCAAGCUUCCUGGCGUGCUCACGUAGAGAGGCAGCGGUAUUGGGAGCUGCGGACUGCAGCCAUCAUCAUUCAGCAGAGAUGGCGGGAGCACUGUAGGCGGAGGCACAUGGCUGCCAUCUGCAUACAGGCAAGAUGGAAAAGCUACAGGGAAAGUAAGAGGUAUCAAGAACAAAGAAACAAAAUUAUCCUUUUGCAGUCAAUAUGUAGAGGAUUCAGAGCAAGACAAAGAUUUAAAGCUUUUAAAGAACAAAGACUAAGAGAAACAAAACUAGCACUUGGGUUGAUGAGUAUUGAGCCCUAUGGAGCUCUGAAAAUUCAGGGUUCAGACCCGUCAGAAUGGGAGGAUUGUUCCUUUGACAACAGAGUAAAAGCCAUAGAGGAAUGUAAAUCUGUGGUAGAGAGUAAUCGUAUUAGUUCAGUGGACUGCUUGAAGGAGCCCCCAAACAAGCGACAGGAGAGAGCCAUGAGCCACAGUGGUGUGGACUUGCAGGAAGAUGUGAUUGUAAGAGAGAGACCCAAGUCCUUGGAGGAUCUCCACCAGAAAAAAGUAGGUCGGGCCAAAAGAGAAAGUCGGAGAAUGAGGGAACUGGAACAAGCUAUAUUUAGCUUGGAGCUGCUGAAAGUCCGUUCUCUUGGUGGUGUGUCUCCUUCAGAAGAACGUAGGUGGUCUACAGAACUGAUGCCUGAGGGCCUUCAGUCUCUACAGGGGACACCUGACAGUGAAAGCUCUCAAGGAAGCUUGGAACUUUUGAGCUGUGAGGAAAGCCAAACGAGCAAACGGGAGUCCUUAAUUUUAGAUGAAGGAGACUUGCAGUUUCUGUCACCUAAGACACCUAGCAGUCCAAAACCUGAUUCACAGGGCAGUGCCCUCAGUGCCUCACAUGAGACUGACUACUCACUGAUUCAAAAGGGGGCACCUUCUGACUCAGUGCAUUUGAAGAAUGGGACUACGAAGGAAAACCUGGUCUGCAGCUCUGAAUCUAUUUUGUGUAAGCCACAGCUGAGAGAUUCCUUUAUUUCAAAUAGCCUGCCUACAUUUUUUUAUAUUCCCCAACAAGACCCACUGAAAACGAGUUCCCGACUAGAAGCAAGUAUCCAGAGAAACAAACUAUUGGAAAGUGAAGAAACACUUCCAGCUCUUACUUUGGAUAUCAACAGGGAAACCAGAAAGUAUCACUUCUCAGUAGAAAAUCAAGGUGUUGCUUCUUUGAAUACAGAUUCUUCUAACACUGUGCUGAAGAAGUUAGAAAAGCUAAACACUGAGAAGGAAGAAAGACAAAAGCAGUUGCAGCAGCAGAAUGAAAAAGAGAUGAUGGAACAGAUUCGUCAGCAAACAGAUAUUUUAGAGAGGGAGCGUAAAGCCUUCAAGACAAUUGAAAAGCCAAGAAGUGGGGAGUCUUUCCUGGUACCAUCUUUCCAUCAAUCAAAGCAAAGAGUAGAUAGGCCAUCCUCUGUCAUCCUGAAUACCCCAAAUAAAGAAGAACCCAGUGUACUACGGCCUCCGUCAGUAACUGUAAAAGAUGCAGCUCUUGCUCCAAAAGACAGUUCCUCUGUUCACUUACCCCCCAGGGACCGACCCGUCACCCUGUUCUUUGAAAGAAAAGGAGGUCCAUGCCAAUCUAGUACGGUCAGUGACUUAUCCAGGACAGACAGAAUGUGCACCCAAGUGAAUGUAGCCUGUAAACUCUCUAAUAGUCGCAUUUCAAAAAGAGAACAAUUUAGGCCAACUCAGUCUUAUGGCCACAUGUCUUAUGACCCUUCCAGAGAUGGAACUACUAGAGCCAUUUUCUUCACGCCAAAGGACAAUAUGAAUAUUUCCCUUGUCAACAAGGAAGCCUUAAACAGUGGAAAUCCUCAACUCCAUAAACAAGAUGAACCAACUUGGAAACCUGUGAAAUUAACUGGGCCGGGCCAAGGAGAGCAGGUUGCCAGACCGGCCCAUAAAAAGAAAGCUCGAAUGGCGCGGACGCGCUCCGAUUUCUUGACUAGAGGUACUUUGGCCGAUGGGGAGGGGGAAACAGAGGAAGAUGAUUACGAUGACAAUGUUGAGCCCCUUCUGUCCCUUGAGCAGCCUCCUCACUCUGAGCGAGGGCCUGCACCCAGCCUGGGGCAGGCCUCUCACAGUGACUCCGAAAUGACAUCACAGCGAUUUUCUUCAGUUGAUGAAGAAGCAAAGCUUCAUAAGACUAUGUCUCAAGGAGAGAUUACGAAGUUGGCAGUGAGACAGAAGGCUUCAGAUACGGAUCUAAGACCUCAGAGAGCUAGGAUGAGAUUCUGGGCCAAAGGGAAACAAGGGGAGAAGAAGACUACCAGAGUGAAACCUGCCACCCAUUCAGAGGUUUCGGCACUCUUUCCUGGUUCAGAUUCGAUUCCAGCUCAUCCGUUUCCAAACGAAUCAGCUCAUCGUCACCCAACACCUCCUUUGAGCCCAGAGCUGCCUGGUAGUUGCCAGAAGGAGUUCAAGGAGAACAAAGAGCCUUCUCCAAAGGCGAGGCGCAGGCGCAGUGUGAAGAUCAGCAGUGUGGCCUUGGAGUCUGUGCAGCAGCAGAACGAUUCCAUUCAGAUCAUAGCGAGCGCCAGUGAUUUAAAAAGCAUGGAUGAGUUUCUUCUGAAAAAGAUGAACGACCUAGAUAAUGAAGACAGCAAAAAAGACACACUAGUGGAUGUUGUAUUUAAAAAAGCCCUGAAAGAAUUUCGGCAGAAUAUCUUCAGCUUUUAUUCAUCUGCAUUGGCGAUAGAUGAUGGGAAAAGCAUACGGUAUAAAGACCUCUAUGCACUAUUUGAGCAGAUUCUGGAAAAGACCAUGAGGCUUGAGCAACGUGAUUGGAAUGAGUCUCCAGUCAGAGUUUGGGUCAACACUUUUAAAGUGUUUUUAGAUGAAUAUAUGAACGAAUUCAAGACUUUGGAUUGUAUACCCACAAAGGUGCCAAAAACAGAAAGAAAGAAAAGAAGGAAAAAAGAAACUGAUUUAGUGGAAGAGCACAACGGUCACAUCUUUAAGGCCACUCAGUACAGCAUCCCUACAUACUGCGAGUACUGUUCUUCUUUGAUAUGGAUAAUGGACCGAGCCUCUGUGUGCAAAUUAUGCAAGUAUGCUUGCCAUAAGAAGUGCUGUAUGAAAACCACAGCCAAGUGCUCUAAAAAGUAUGAUCCAGAGUUAUCAUCUCGACAAUUUGGGGUUGAAUUGUCCCGUUUGACCAGUGAAGACCGAACUGUUCCUUUAGUGGUGGAGAAGCUCAUAAAUUACAUUGAAAUGCACGGCCUGUACACAGAAGGCAUUUACCGAAAGUCUGGUUCAACUAAUAAAAUCAAGGAGCUUCGACAAGGUCUAGAUACAGAUGCUGAGAACGUAAACCUGGAUGACUAUAACAUACACGUCAUUGCAAGUGUUUUCAAACAAUGGCUUCGUGAUUUGCCCAAUCCACUCAUGACCUUUGAACUCUACGAGGAAUUUCUUCGAGCGAUGGGUCUUCAGGAGAGGAAAGAGACAAUCCGUGGUGUGUACUCUGUGAUUGACCAGCUCUCCCGAACUCAUCUCAAUACGCUGGAACGCCUCAUCUUCCAUCUGGUCAGGAUUGCUCUGCAAGAAGACACUAAUCGGAUGUCGGCUAAUGCUUUGGCCAUUGUGUUUGCUCCCUGCAUUCUCCGCUGCCCUGACACCACUGACCCACUGCAAAGCGUGCAGGACAUCAGUAAGACUACCACCUGUGUAGAGCUGAUUGUUGUGGAACAAAUGAAUAAAUACAAGGCUCGUCUCAAAGACAUCAGUAGCUUGGAAUUUGCUGAGAAUAAGGCCAAGACCAGACUGUCACUGAUUCGCAGAUCAAUGAAACCCGUACUAAUUGCAGUUAGAUUUAUGAGCAUUACCCGCAGUUCAGUCUCGGGAAAGGGGCGCCUUCGUCGAGGAAACUAUCCAGGUCCGUCCUCUCCUGUUGUAGUUCAGUUGCCCUCCAUGUCCGAUGUCCCAGAAGAGACGCUGACUGGUGAGGCGGCCAUGGAGACGGACAUCACAGAGCAGCAGCAGGCAGCCAUGCAGCAGGAGGAGAGGGUGCUGACAGAGCAGAUUGAGAGCCUGCAGAAGGAGAAGGAGGAGCUGACAUUUGAGAUGCUUGUCCUGGAACCACGUGCCUCUGAUGAUGAGACACUUGAGUCGGAGGCCUCCAUUGGGACUGCUGAGAGCUCAGAAAAUUUGAAUAUUGAGUCUGAAGGUGCCGUCUCUGAGAAAUCAGUAGAGAGAAGCUUAGCGCUUACCUCCCUGAAGGCAGCUGGCAAGUCUGAACCUUCUAGCAAGUUGAGAAAGCAGCUAAAAAAGCAGCACGAGUCUUUGGAUUCGGCAGACUCGUCAACCUCUUCUUUAUGUUCAUCUAACACUGCAUCUUCUCAUGGGACCAGAAAACGAUUUCAGAUUUAUUCCAAAUCUCCAUUCUACCGAGCUGCCUCUGCCGGUGAGGCCCUGGGAGUGGAAGGGCCACUGGGCCAGACCAAAUCCAUGGAAGACAGGCCACAGUUCAUCAGCAGAGGAACCUUCAACCCUGAAAAGGGCAAACAAAAAUUAAAGAAUGUGAAAAACUCACCUCAGAAAACCAAAGAGACCCCAGAAGGAACCGUUGUGUCUGGCCGCAGGAAAACUGUGGACCCAGACUGCAGCUCCACCCAACAGCUAACGCUCUUUGGAAAUAAUGAGUUUAUGGUCUGAGCUGGCAGAUGUGUGUUCCUUCAUGGCUGUGGUAAACACCACAGUGGUAAACACCUCUCAUGAGUGGUAAACACCUCUCAUCUCCGGGGCCUCUUCUGAUCACCUCGUCCACGGUCGUCCAUCCUAAGUGUGGGCCUGCCUCGUGCCCAGGCACAGAACCGAGACCUCGGGUGCUGAAUUCCUGGGCCUCCUGCUGACAUGGAAAGGCCCCUUUAAGCCUGCGGGGUGGUGCCAGCUGUGCCUUGGCUGUUGAAUUGGACUAGAGAUUUUACUAAAUAAAGCCACGUAGGGCCUGGAGGUUUGGGCCAGUGGUGGGGGUCUCUGUAGUCGCCUCCCCUCUUCCAUCCUCUUUUUCUUCCCAGAGGUGGAUGUGGAACUGAGGGCCACGUUGUGGGCCUGAGGGACCCACUGAUUUCUGACAUUUGAAGAAAACAUAAAUCUUUCUUAACCAUGAAAGCAAAAGCCUUUGGGUUUAUUUUGGGAUAGUUAGGAGCUGGGGUAGAAUAUACUUUUUUUCCAACGAUUUAUAAACAAAAUGCUUAGGCCCUCUAUUUUAAGAUUUUUGAAAAAACGUUAUGUUAUAUUCUGGGGAAAGUUAAAAAGCAAUUGUUUCCAUUAAGCCAUCAGAGAAUGUCUCAGACAUCUGGUUACACGUGAAGAAGCGAGUACAUGUUUUGUUUUUUGGUGAUGUUUGAUGUAAUAAUAAUCAACGCUGGUUUAACUCCUGGUUAGUUCCUGCCAAAUAUAUUGCAUGGGCUGAAAUUUCAGUAGCCACCUGUUCUUAUAUUCCUUGGUCCAAGGAUCAGGUUCCUCUGAUUUUUUAAAAAUGUUGCAGAGAUUUGGUGAUCCCUAAACAAGAGGGUUCCAACCGAGUCCAGCCAGUCUUUUCUCUUUGUAUAGAUCACACACACAAACUGCAGAUCACGUAUUCAUAGGCUGGUGGAUUCCAACCACAAACUCAGACAAAUUAUGUCACCGUUUAAUCACUUCUCCCAAAACAUUCACACACAGUACUGCAUGAAUAAGUGUUACAGAAAGCUGCCAAAAAAUAAGAGACAAGUUUUUCAUAUGACCCAUUUAAUUUUCAUCUUCUUUUCCUCAGACCAUCAGUAUUAAAUAGAUUUUAAAAAAUCAAGGACUACUUGAAGCUAUUUUUGUUAAUAUUCUGGUUACUGAAGUUUACUGUAAAUAUAUAUGUAUAGUAUGCAUAUUUCUUUUUAACCUUCUGCUUCCCUCCUCCCCAUAGAAUUUCUUCCCCUACAGUAUAGCCUCCUGUCCCUGGGCUGAGGGACAAGCCAGACCAUCUCUCACCACUGGGCGUCUCCAUACACCUGAGUUACAGUAGCAUUUUAAGCUUCUUAGCAUUGAUGGGAUUAGAAGUCUGUUUUUGCUAUUUAUGAUAUAUGAAAAAUGAAACAUGAUACCCUUUCUUGAGAUAAGUAUGUGAAAAUGUUUAUUUUUAAGAUUUUUUAAAGUUACUAAAUGCGUCUUGUCUAACUACCACAUGCACUGUUCUAAAAAAGAGCCUUUACCAUCUGUAACCUGAAUUUUGGUUAUUCUUUCUUUUCAUGCUUCUUUGGUUUGAAGUUAUGGAAAUACUAAGACUUGUGUUAAGGCAGAGUCCUCUCUGUUACACAGCACUGAGCUUCAUGCCACUGCCUGCGUGGUGGUGGUUGAGCCCGAGGUGAGACUCGGAACGUUGUUCCGACGGGCAGCUAACGGUAACAGGAGUCUGACCCGGCCCUGGUUUGGGUGCAGAAGUGAGCUAGGGGAGGGAAUCCUUUUAAAUCUCCAGAAUGAUGAUGGUUAGUGAGUAAAUGUUCAAUUUUAUAUCCCACAAACACCUGCUGGCUUGUCUGUGCUGUUCUGAGGAGUAAUAAAUGGAAAGCCUUUAAAAACCUGAAUUUCGGAAAAUCUCCUGGAGGAAAACCCAACCCCUCAGCCUGGCUGUGUCCCAGUGGGAUUGCUGCCCCGGCCCCAGGCCAGGCUGCAGUCUGGCCCAGUGCUUCUGCGAGAGUGUUCUGCUGGGCCUGACUGCUCCUCUCUACUUGCUUCAAACAUUGGUUAAAUACUACACAAAAAGAGCGGUGACCCUUUCCUUCGGCCCCGAGGAACGGCCUGGAGAACACAUCUCGGUAUUUGUUCUCCUUCUAAAUCUUUGUGGAAGAUUUUGUUGUUGCCAUUGUUUUUGCAGAAUAAGUUUUUGGCAGUUAAAAAACUACUCAUUUAAGUCACUUUAUAGGAACUCAGCAAUGGAUGUUAAGAGACUUUAUAAUUUUUCUCAGGGACCUGAAACCUGAAUUUGGAUAAAAUUAAAUAAAAAAUACUUGUUUUUCGGUUGCUAGAUUUGUGGAUUUCUAGUCAUUUAACAAGCUGCCAGAAUGGAGGGUGGUGGGGAGAAGAGAUCACGAAAUUGUAAGAAUGGAGAGCAAGUGUGUGACCCUCCGUUUGAAGGAAAGAAAGCCUGUUGUUCUCAUAGGGUAACGGGUAUUGUGACCUGGUAAAGAGAUGAAGUCGGAAGUCUUAAAAAACUGUCAGGUGCUCGCUUCGGCAGCACAUGCACUAAAAACCUGUCAGAAGCAAGUGCUGUUCUCCUCCCGUUUGAUCUAAAUGGGUCCUCUCCCUGGUCCCAGCCCUGUCGCCAGGAAGUGGGCGGCACGCGUUACAGUCAGUCACAGCUAGGGUACUCACCCUCCGUACCGGACGUGGCGCAUUUCUCUGUCCUGUUGCUUCUCCUUUGCCUGUUUUCUCUGCUCUUGGCUGCGUCAUGGCCGCGGGGGGCAGCCCCAUACCCGAAGCCCAUCCUCCAAAAUGCAGAGCACUGUUCAUACCACAGGUUCCCAGCCCCAGACAAAGCCGGGACUCUCAGUUCGCCCCUUUAAAGCCAACACAUCCCAUAUUGUGGAAAAUGUCACGGAAGCAGAGAAGUGUAGUUUUGGGGCCACAUUGGGUGUCACAAAGGGAAGCAAAUGACUUUAACAGCAAAUACAGGAAGGGUUUGGAGGUAACUGCUUAGUUUAGUUUGUAAUGCACUUUGUACUUCCUGCCAUGUUAAUGACUUUGCCACUCUGAGCUCUGGAAGCACAAAGGGAUAGACAGCCUUCCCUGCAGAGGCAGACCCGAGGCAGGGAAUGGGAGCCCUGAGCCCCCACCUUCUCGCGCUUCAGAAACCAGCUGCAGCUCUUACCCUCUCCCCCUGUGGGGAGGAGAGUGGAGACUUCUCUGCUCUGUCGCGAUAGGGUUGUUCUCACAGUCAGAGGGUCCCAGACCCUCGCGGGGAAGAGGAGUCCCACCCUGGCGCACACUCAGUGCCCACGGGCCACGGUUAUGUUAACUACAAUGAAUGUGUGCACCUCACGAGCCCUUUGGUGAACGAGAGAGAUCAGGAUGUGUUGAAAGCGAAGAGUUUUCAUUUUAAAAAGAAACCUGGUCCAGAUGACUUUCCUUAUCCUUCUUUGUCCCCAUUCUUUUCCUUGGCGGGGAGUGGGACAUGGGGCAUACAUCAUUGUGUUGACACAGUGUUAUGUCUACCCGUAAUUUUGUGACAACUCCCCAGCACUGUCCCCCAACACCAUUCUCGCCUUGGUGGUGAAAUUCCUCAGUAUUUGUGGGAGUCCUGUCUCUUUGCCCCUAAAUGCUUGGAACCACUUUUCUCUGGAACCACUCCCACAUUUGAUUUGGGUUAAAAGAUAACAGCAGAAUGGUGUGUGGACAUGGAACUGUUAGGUCUUCUUGGUCUCUUGGUUGAAACUGUUUAUUUAAAAGCCCCACCAAGGGGUCUAUCACCUUGUUAUCCGUCCAUACUUAUUACCUAUUUAUCAGCCCUCUUAGGUCAUAGAAAAGUUACACCUUUUGAACCAAGUAAUUGUAUUUACUAGGGGAAAGGUGUGUGCUACAGAUUAGUAUUAUAUUAUUUUAAUGGAUUUAAAGUAAUUUAUAAGUAUGCUGAGUGUAAAUUUUUAAAAGACUAUGUAUUGUAAAAGGACAUAUCCUGUGAAAUAUAAUAUUUUACUGUUAAACAGAAUAAUUCUAUAAGAAGAAUGACUUAUUUCACCCACAGAACCGAUUCCAUUCCUGAUACAAUCAACAGGCACUUUGUAUUUUUUGGGGGUGGGGGGGAGCAAGACAUCAUCUGUAUAAAGUCCAGUUUGUGUCACUGAAAAUAUGCACUGUAUGGCUACACAAAAGCAGCUUGAACAAAUCACUCCAAUGGCUCAUUAAAGAACAAAAGCUUCCA